GACGUCCGUCUCGCGAGCUUUUCAGGCGGACACGCGCAGCGGCGGCGGCGACGUGAGUGCGUGUGCUGCGUGUCUGCAGAGCCGUGGGGGCGGGAACAGGAUCAGGUUGGGGGGGCGAGAAGUCCUUGGUCCACGAGUUACGGAAGCCGGCGAGCAAGCGUGGCCGCUUCGCCACAGUCCAGUCGUUCCUGAUGCCCAGCGCCAGCCGCCAGAGUCAGGAGAAACCGCGGGAGAUCAUGGAGGCGGCGGAAGAUUAUGCUAAAGAAAGAUAUGGAAUAUCUUCAAUGAUACAGUCACAAGAGAAACCAGAUCGAAUUUUGGUUCGAGUUAAAGACCUGACAGUACAAAAAGCUGAUGAAGUAGUUUGGGUUCGUGCCAGAAUUCAUACAAGCAGAGCUAAAGGGAAGCAGUGUUUCUUAGUACUACGUCAGCAGCAGUUUAAUGUCCAGGCUCUUGUGGCUGUGGGAGACCAUGCAAGCAAGCAGAUGGUAAAAUUUGCUGCCAAUAUCAACAAAGAGAGCAUCGUGGAUGUAGAAGGUGUUGUGAGGAAAGUGAAUCAGAAAAUUGGAAGCUGUACACAGCAAGAUGUUGAGCUUCAUGUUCAGAGGAUUUAUGUGAUUAGUUUGGCUGAACCCCGCCUGCCCUUACAGCUGGAUGAUGCAGUUCGACCUGAAGUAGAGGGAGAAGAGGAAGGAAGAGCUACUGUUAAUCAGGAUACAAGACUAGAUAACAGAGUCAUCGAUCUUAGGACAUCAACUAGUCAGGCAAUCUUCCGUCUCCAGUCUGGUAUCUGUCACCUCUUCCGUGAAACUCUAAUUCACAAAGGGUUUGUAGAAAUUCAAACCCCUAAAAUCAUUUCAGCUGCCAGUGAAGGAGGAGCCAAUGUGUUUACUGUGUCAUAUUUUAAAAACAAUGCGUACCUGGCUCAGUCCCCACAGCUAUAUAAACAGAUGUGUAUUUGUGCUGAUUUUGAAAAGGUUUUCUGUAUUGGCCCAGUAUUCAGAGCUGAAGACUCUAAUACACAUAGGCAUCUGACAGAAUUUGUUGGUUUGGACAUUGAAAUGGCUUUUAAUUACCAUUACCAUGAAGUAGUAGAUGAAAUCGCUGACACAUUGGUGCAAAUAUUUAAAGGACUUCAGGAAAGGUUUCAAACUGAGAUUCAAACAGUAAACAAACAGUUCCCAUGUGAGCCUUUCAAAUUUUUGGAGCCAACUUUGCGACUAGAAUAUCGUGAGGCUUUGGCUCUGCUCAGGGAAGCUGGAGUGGAAAUGGGAGAUGAAGAAGAUUUGAGUACACCAAAUGAGAAGCUCUUGGGUCGUCUGGUAAAAGAAAAGUAUGAUACUGAUUUUUAUAUUCUUGACAAAUAUCCUUUGGCUGUAAGACCCUUCUAUACUAUGCCUGACCCAAAAAAUCCUAAACAGUCCAACUCUUAUGACAUGUUCAUGCGAGGGGAAGAAAUUCUGUCUGGAGCACAGAGAAUUCAUGAUCCUCAGCUACUAACGGAGAGGGCUUUACAUCAUGGAAUUGACCUGGAGAAAAUAAAGGCUUACAUCGAUUCCUUCCGUUUUGGAGCCCCUCCUCAUGCGGGCGGUGGCAUUGGGUUGGAGCGAGUUACCAUGCUGUACCUGGGAUUACACAAUGUUCGUCAGACAUCCAUGUUCCCCCGUGAUCCCAAAAGAUUAACUCCUUAGGGAAAAUUGCUUUUUUAUUCUGUCCAGUAACCUGCUGUUGAUCAGGCUGUGUGAGUGCUCAGAAUAUGCAAUAGAAUAAAUAUCUUAUCUUCUAAAGUGCCACAAUUUUUUUUGACUCAUUAACUGCAGUUCAGAGAUGAUUAACUGUCUUGGACAUUCUCUGAUAGGAAGUGCUUAAAUAUUUUGUAUGAGAAUUUCAUAUUUAUGUUCAUUCAUAUUCUGUUAUCUCGAAUUUUAACAAAUUUCUAGGCAGUUAACAUUUUAAAACUUUACAGUUGUACAAUAAACUUUUUUUCUAUCCUAUCUUACAAGGGCCAUAAAAUUGUAUCUUAAAAUGCAGUGUUUCAAGCCAGUUUUUAAACAGUUGUGACAAUGUUCAAAGACAGCCUGGAAAAAUAUUGUGGAACAUUAGCAUCUUUCUAACUGGAAUAUCAUGGAAAAAAGUAGAAAAUAGUAACAUUUUAAUUUUUAAAAAAUUAUGCUUAGAUAUCAUGUAAAGCAGGUGGAACUCGCUGGUAGAAAAGCAAAAUGUUAAUGAAGUAUUGUACUGAGUUGUCAAAAUUCUAAAACUGAAUUGCAAUAAAACUCUAAAAUUGGUCUUAUUUGUCUUUUUGGCGGGGGGGAUUUCGUGGGAAUUUGAAUUUAACAGCUCUAAUGUCAAUUUAUAUUUUCACAGAAAGGAUAUAUUCUAAUAUAACUGAUUUAUGUGAUGAUCAUCUUUUUUUCUAGUUUUUAAAAAAAGAAACAAUUUUUUUUACUUGUUUCAUCAAAGUACAAUAUGAUAAAUAUAAAGAGCGUAUGGCAGCAGAGGAAGUUAAGGAUCCUUCUUUUGGUUUUAUCACAGUGCUCAAUAAUUCAUAGACUGGUAGAGCUGGAAGGUUCUAGGGAUCAUUUUGUCCAGCCCAUUUUUAAACUCGGGGCCCAAAAGUAUUAGUACUUUAAGGUCACACAGGUGUUGGCAUGGCUUACACUUGGAUUCCAAAUCUCUUUAUUAGCUAUCCAGUUCUCUUUUUAAAAUGUUAUUUUUUAUAAUCAAUCAAUUAACAUUUAUUAAGUACCUACACUUGUGACAGGCACUGUGCUAAACACUGGGGAUACCAAAAAAAAAAAAAAAGCCAAGAUAGUCCCUAUCCUCAAAAUGCUCACAGCCUAAUGGAGACAACAUGCAGACAACUACACAAAGCAAGUUAUAUACAAAGGGCUUCCUUCAACUCUUAACUAAAUUCCACGUUGUGCAGGAAGCCUUCCCUACUCCCCUCUUAAUUCCAGUGCCUCCUUUCUUUUAUUUCCUAUUUUUCCUGUGUAUAUACAGCUCACUUUGUAUUUGUUUGCAUAUUGUCUCAUCCAUUGGGGGGAAAAAAAGGAAACCAGGGAAUUGUACCAUAGGUAGAAACAAAGGAAGAGAGCCUAAGGUACAACCAGAAAGACUGCUGGGAGGCCAGUGUCUCUAGAUCAAUGAGCUGGUGUUGGGGGAGUAGGUUAGGAAGACUUGGAAUGUAUUUUGUAUUUGAUCCUGCUAUUAAGUAAUCAAGGUGUGAGGUGAUAAGGGCCUGCACCAGUGUGUAAGGAGAGGGAGGUGUACGUGAAGUAUUGCGAAAGUAAAGUUUAUGAGCUUAUAAACAUCAAUAAAUAUGACCAUUCAAUAUACAAAAAACAAAAAAGCAUUGUAAAUGAGACUUCAGCUUGUUUAUUAGUGUAUCUUCUAAUGUGUAUUAAAGUCAACGUGACAGUAACAAAAA
Trichosurus vulpecula (common brushtail) is the source of this 3430-nucleotide messenger RNA. It is a transcript of the gene DARS1, whose product is annotated as aspartyl-tRNA synthetase 1. NCBI's taxonomy places the organism in Eukaryota, Metazoa, Chordata, Mammalia, Diprotodontia, Phalangeridae. The record is from RefSeq and is a predicted model, not a curated record. The coding region runs from base 192 to 1691 and encodes 499 amino acids. The transcript has 16 exons. Gene Ontology annotation, molecular function: ATP binding; RNA binding; aspartate-tRNA ligase activity. Gene Ontology annotation, biological process: aspartyl-tRNA aminoacylation. Gene Ontology annotation, cellular component: cytosol; aminoacyl-tRNA synthetase multienzyme complex; cytoplasm.